This is a messenger RNA of Linum trigynum, 336 nucleotides long. NCBI's taxonomy places the organism in Eukaryota, Viridiplantae, Streptophyta, Magnoliopsida, Malpighiales, Linaceae. The record is from the annotation of a GenBank genome assembly.
AUGUCGGAACUGCGACAAGUACCCAAGAAUCGGGUUCUUCCUUGGCCUCCGUCAUCUCCUUCUUCAUCUUUCCUGAUGGCUGGACUUCUGUCAUCGAUUAGGGACUUUGUCAAGGCAACCAAAUCUGCCACUGCUGCUUCCAAAUAUACAGAGGAGAAAAGCAAACUGAAAGGGCGCGUACACAGGAAUUGGUUCUUCAUUGGUCCCUCUCGUCUCUCUUCAUCUUCUCCUAUGACUAGUUUUCCAUCGUCUCUAUCAAAACCUAUUCAUAAGUUGAUUGCUCUAUUCUUCGAGAUCUUGUUGGCUGGUUUGGUUAUGGAGUGGAAGAAGAACUAG